GAGGGAGGGAGGAAGAGUGAGCUUGUCAGUGAGGGAGGGAGAAGCAGAGUGUAAGCAAGACUGUGCCCAGACACAGACAGCACAGCACACACAGUCCAAGGAGAAAGGCAUGGGUGGAGACGCUGAUGGGGUAGAAGAGAAAAAAGAAGGGAAAGAUUGAGAAAGGGAUAAAAGAACGACAUACCAGAGAUUCCCUGGCUGUCAACCCUAGCUARCGGCCAUUAUCCUCUCCCAUCUGCGUAGAUACAGCACAAACCUCUGGAUUAUUUACCAGCCUCUCUCUCUGUGAGUGUGUGGGUUUGCUGAGCUCACCAUGCUGCUACUGCGGUGGUGUCCUGCUGGUGUCAGUGUCAGUACUGCAGGCUGGGCAGGCUGGAUCUUGCUGGGGCUGACUCUGACUCUGGAGCUGUCUCUACCAGUCACGGCACUAUCAGAACCAGACCCAGGCUUCUCCCUCUGCAGACAGAGCUUCUACAGACAGACCCCCCCUCUGGGCGGGGGGGCCCUCCUGACCCCCAUCUGUCACAGGCUGCCAGGGGGACAGUUGUUUGCCACGCUCUACCACCCGACCUGUGACGCAGCUGUUUACUCUGCCUUUCAUCUCAGCCAAGGAUGGGGAGAGAGAGGAGGAAAGGAGGAGAGGACAGAGAAGGAGGAAGAGGAUGCCAGAGGGGAGGAGAAAGAGGACGAAGGGUCCCAGAGUCCCCCCCUGGUGAUGACCCCAGCCCUGCUCCGAGGGGAUGUGGCGGGGGGUAAACCCCAAGCUCACUCUGACUCUCCCCUUCACCAGUGGGACUCCCUGGUCACAGAGCUGAUCCAGAGCAGCGUUCUGCCCCAGUGUGGCUCCACAGGGGGCCAGCUCUACGUCCUGACAGGGGCCACAGGGCUCAGGCUGGGGCCCGGGAUGGAGGAGGGUGGGAAUGAGGGGUGUGAGGCUGGGGUGCAGUGGUCUGCAGUGUGCUGUGCUGGCCCAGAGGGACAGAGUGGGUUCAGUGUGGGGGUAGUGAGAGAGACAGGUGGAGGGGAGAGGGUGGUGAGUGUUAAGGAGCUGGAACACAUGAUUGGAGUGACAGAUCUAUUUUCAGAGGGUUGCGGGGAAGCAGAUGGGGACACGGAGGGAGACAUAGUGAUACUGCUCAGUGAUGCGAUGGUCGGAGUCGUAGAAAAGCAGAAAGCAGUCGCAAGGCCAGACGCCAUUGAGGAAACACUAGAUGAGACUACUGAUCGAAGCCUAGAGGCACUACCUGCUGACACAGAACCUCUCAUCCCUCCCUCAGAGGACAACGAGACACUGGCCUCUGAGUCGGACACAGAGUCGUCCGGCAACCCUCUGGUGUAUAUCAUCACCUCCUCUGUCUCCCUGCUCAUGGCCCCUCUACGCCCUGUCGUCUCCACCCUCAUUGGGAUCCCUGGACAGGUGAUUACUGAUGGAAUACAAUACUGUGAUAGUUCCAUAUCCUAUAUACACUAUGAAAGCAGGAGGACCUGGGGUCCGUCUGCUGCCAGGCCGACAUCCUCUCUGUGUUCUACAACAUGGCUGUUCACCAGCUGCCAGGACGGGGUCACAGGGGUGGGCACCCUGGCCUGGGAUGGGGUGGGCAUAUUCGGGAGGAUCUUUGACAACGCCUGGUGGGUGUCCAGGGUGGUCGGGGACCAGGCGUGGGAGCAGGGUGGGGGGUAUGUGGGGUCGGUGGUGUCUGAGAUGGGAGGGCAGGUGAAGGCAGUGGGUGGGGGAAUGGGGAAGCUGGCGUGGAGGUGUGGGAAUGGGGUGGGGAACYRYGUGAGMUUGGCAGGAGGGCUGGUAGUAGGGAGRGCGGAAACGGUUGUGGAGAAUGUGAUGGAGGCCUUUGGGCAGGACCAGAACMGUGGAUGGUUUYGGUCUACAGAGAAUGUUCAUCAAUAACAUUGCAGAUUUWUUGCAAACCUUGAAAAUUGUYUAUCMUYUUCUUAWAAAGUAUGUAAAUAUGCACCAGAUAGCAAGAGAGAAUUGAUGGGUACACCGCAAUGCCAAWGCCUCUAGCUAAGCUGUCUAACAUAAACSCAUAGUUAGGCACACAARYCAUUUUCAUAUUUUUUUGCUCCCUAAAGUAGAUGACUUCUACUUCUACUACUUCUUAGUUGUAAAGAAGCAGGAUCCCAAAAGACUAAAGCUGAGAUGAAUGGUAUAUGUGUCAGAAAGUGAAGCAGGGUAGCCCCAUGGCCAUUUGAUCAAUUACAAUCUGGUAUUAUUUUGGGGAAACAUGCUUUUACUGUGUGAGUUCAUAUGGUAAUAGGUGUUAGAAUUGAUGUUACUUUAUGAACUAUAUGCUUGCUUGAUUAAAACGGAUAAUUGAUUGAUCACAUCCA
Molecule: messenger RNA, 2346 nt
Organism: Salvelinus sp. IW2-2015
Lineage: Eukaryota; Metazoa; Chordata; Actinopteri; Salmoniformes; Salmonidae
Source: RefSeq, a predicted model, not a curated record